Messenger RNA from Colletotrichum truncatum, 1272 nucleotides. RefSeq lists its product as uncharacterized. NCBI's taxonomy places the organism in Eukaryota, Fungi, Ascomycota, Sordariomycetes, Glomerellales, Glomerellaceae. The record is from RefSeq and is a predicted model, not a curated record.
AUGAGUCAAAACACUGCCCCAGCCGUGGUGAUGAAGCUCCCCCAAAGCUUCCAGUUCUCGCAAACUGUGCUCCUUAAAAAUGCGGCAUCUCCCAGCAAUGGUACCAAUGGUACCAACGGGGCCAACGGCAAGAACGGCACCAAUGGAACCAACGGUGUUCAUUCGGAAGACGUUUCCACUCUCGCAACAGUACCCCUAGACGUCCUAGUACGGUUCAAAGGAACAUUCAGGGGAAACGGCUUUAACACCAUCUUUCGGCCAAACAAUACCAAAAAACCCACUGCUCUUAAAGUUCAACCGACCGAUGGUGUCAAGGAUAACAUCCUCCAACUCAAUCUUACCGCAGAAACCAUGGUGUUCUCUGAUACGUUCGGGAAGAAGGACGGGCUAGUGCCCAACCGCGGCGUGUUUAACCAAGAAGACAUCGCGCUCGACGGACUACCGUACACCCAGUCCAUCACUGAUGUGACGGAGAAUAUCCAGGGCCCACAGCCCGUCAUCCACUUCGAAACAGGCCUCUGGAUGCGCGUCCCGGGGAGCGAGGAACCUGCUCUCAAGCCAUCCUUCGCCCGCAUGGCGUCCAUCCCCCACGGCACGACCAUCAACGCGCAGUGCUUCGAGCCCGCCAUUACCAAGCCUGGUGCUCCGGUUAUAAAGAAAAUCGGCAUCACACCGUUCCCAAUCGGGGGUGGACGGGAAAUCCAUUUCGACAGCCAGGAUGCCGACAACCAAAGGACACAUCGCCUGCCUGAAAACCUUUCAGACCCCAAGUUCAAAGACAGAAUCACUCAAGAAAUGAUCACCAACCCCAACGUCGUCUUGACGCAAGCCAAUAAGGGAAAGACCUUUGUUGACACCACUACAUUCUCAAUCUCGACCGAAGCAGUCGGGACUGGCCUCGGCGGCGGCACUAGCAACAUUGGCUUCCUCGCGGGCGGCAAGAAGGUUGCCGGCAACGCAAACGCGGCCAAGGUGACGGCCGACUACUGGGUCUCGAAGGUGCGCACGCAGCUCGAGCUCCAGCCGUGGAAGCCCGCCCACAAGGACGACUUCAAAAAGUUCACCCCGGCCCACGACGAAUCGGCCGUCGGCGUCCCUACCUUCUUGGCCAGGGAGGAGAUUACAGAGGCCAAGACGGUCACGGUCGAGUAUACUCAGAUCCAGUACUCUCAGACUGUCAUUCUUGAUUUUGCCACGCUGAGCUGGCCUCAUGCUACCGUUGCGACUCUGGCCCCCGUGGACGCGGAACUUUCUGAAUCGCUUGUGGACUAA